This is a messenger RNA of Pichia membranifaciens NRRL Y-2026, 720 nucleotides long. RefSeq lists its product as hypothetical. Gene Ontology annotation, molecular function: transcription coregulator activity. Gene Ontology annotation, cellular component: mediator complex; core mediator complex. The record is from RefSeq and is a predicted model, not a curated record. Gene Ontology annotation, biological process: regulation of transcription by RNA polymerase II. The coding region runs from base 53 to 556 and encodes 167 amino acids. The transcript has a single exon. Lineage: Eukaryota; Fungi; Ascomycota; Pichiomycetes; Pichiales; Pichiaceae.
GGGAUAGAUAUUGAUUUCUCCACUCUGAGCCAGAACCACCACAAUAGAUCCAAUGUCUUCCAAAUCUUCAUCCACGGGUAACUAUUAUUUUAUUGACUCCAAUGAGACUUGCCAGCCAGCGCAACCCACUCUGCGGGCAGACGUGAUAAGGAUGUACAAUAUUCAGGAUCUUGCACAAGCGUUGACCAGGACCAAUCCUGAUGGCUCUAAGGGGAUGAAGCUUAGGAAAUCGUACAAGUCUCAUAUUUUGGACUUACCAGGAAAACACAACAUACCCACAGAGGACAAGAGCUUUACUCAAAUAGCGUUGAUGCCGGAAAACCCGGAUUUUGCCAAGCCUCAGAUAGAACCCUUCAGUUUGGAGUACCUCGACAAAAUACUCAAUCUAGAGAAAACUGGAGCCAAUGGGAUCCCUGGUUUUGAUCCUUCGAAAUUGGCGCUUUCGAACAUGGAUUUCUCCGAUCUCAAGAAAGAAAAGAAGCGUAAGCCAGGCGCUUCACUUUCUCCGGAGCAGCAAGAGGUUAAAAGGAGGCACGUGCAGGUCAAGUUCGACUGAACCCGUAUUACAGUUGACACUUGUGCGCUUCUUGUACUAUAAAUAAAAACUUUGCAACUAUAACUUUUAUAUUGGAACAAUUCUAUCUAUCGCUUACUUACUGCUUUAUUCAAACGAUUGACUCUCUUUUUGCUUUUGUAAACAAACAUCUUAUUCCUCAACAA